ACGGUGUAGACCUUAGGAUCACCAGUUUACCUCAGAGAACCUGAAAACUCCCAAGAGCAAAACCGCCAUGGACUGGCGAAGAUCAAGAGAGAGAGAGAGGGGUAACGUACAGCAAAGGUGGAGGCUUGACUGGUUCCACGAGGGGCGCUGCCUGCCUGCCUCUACUCUCCAGCCCUUCACUCUUCAAACCCAAUUCAGAAUCAUAAGCCACGUGACAUAUUGGAUCCGGUACUUGCGCUCCCUUAAACUUAGGCAUUAGGGUUCUCUCUCUUCUCUCACACAUGACUCGUGUUCCACUCUCCUCUCUCCUACCCGUUCUUCUCACCUCUCUUGUUUAGACCGAAGACAAAAGCGACAGCACGAGCAAACAGAAGCCAACUUUUUGAAACCCAGAUAGUGAAAUUUAUAAUUAUUUUUUUUUGGAGCGGUGGGUUCUCCACUCCUUUCUGUGUCUCUCUGUGCUGAUAAUCGUCGGCAUUAGCCGGUUAGUCGGCCGUAGAUGGGGUGGUGGGUACCGACAUGGAGCGAUGAAGUGGAGAAUUCAAGUUCAAGAUCAGCAACAAUGAUGAAUGAAGAACUAAUUUAAACGGAAGAUUCUCAUUCUUCUCGAAGAAGAUUUUUUUAGUUGAAAUUUUUGGAACCUGUAACUGUAUAGGAAUGGUUAGUUGGUUUGUUAUUUUAAUGGUGGCGAGAAGGGCUCGAUGAUCAUCGGUUUCUUCCUCCACCAUUGCAAACCCAUUGUUAUUACCCAAUUAAAAGGAGGAUUCUCUAGAGCAUGUCUGAUUUGGUGGCCCGAACUGGUCGACUUCAGCAGCGGUACGAGGCAGGUUGUCGUCUCGUCGCCGGGUGUAUCCCGUUUAGGUGGAGAGAUGGGGAUAGUGGUGAUGCCAACUCUCAGAAGAUUGUCGAGGUGCUUAUGAUCAACUCAGCUAGUGGACCAGGUCUUUUGUUUCCAAAGGGAGGAUGGGAGGAUGAUGAGACUGUUGAGGAGGCAGCAGAACGAGAAGCUUUAGAAGAAGCUGGUGUGCGAGGGGAGUUAAUGGAUUUGCUAGGGCAUUACCAUUUCAAAAGCAAGUUCAGCCAUGAGGGUGUGUGUAAAGCUGCAAUGUUUGCUCUACUUGUCAAAGAGGAGCUGGAAUCAUGGCCAGAACAGAGUAUCCGCCAAAGGAAAUGGUUGGUCAUUCAAGAAGCUGUUAAGCAUUGCAGGCAUGCAUGGAUGCGAGAGGCUCUUGAAGAAGGCUUCUCCAAGUGGUAUGCUGAUAAGAUGGUAAACAUAAAGGGGGAGCGUCCGAUUUCUUUGCCUUCCUGCCUCAAUGAGCAUUGAUUUUGUGUUGUGUGCACAUGCUAUGGAAAUGCUCAUAAGCGUGCACAUAGCUGAAGAAGCUAUAGUUUUAGGGUCAUUUUUCUAAUUUUGAUUUUUUCAGACCAAGACCCAUGGGGAUGCUGGUCGAGUCUGUUUACUCAUCUAAAAUUUUAUCUUGUUUCUCCCUAUAUUCUGGGCUGUGGCUACCUCAUGUUAUAGACACCUUUAAGAUACUUAUAUUCAACAAGAAACCAGUUUUAGGAUCUCA
Messenger RNA from Macadamia integrifolia, 1571 nucleotides. RefSeq names its product nudix hydrolase 16, mitochondrial-like. The record is from RefSeq and is a predicted model, not a curated record. Lineage: Eukaryota; Viridiplantae; Streptophyta; Magnoliopsida; Proteales; Proteaceae. Gene Ontology annotation, molecular function: hydrolase activity. The transcript has 4 exons. Bases 776 to 1324 code for a protein of 182 amino acids. Gene Ontology annotation, cellular component: nucleus; cytoplasm.